GCUACAUUUACAUUAUGAUAUGAGAUCUAGCAGCUGCCCGUAUUGGAUGCUGCUGAGUGAGGAAGCUGGUUACAAGCGAGUCCCCGGCUUGCGAGCGCAGAAAAUAAGGGAUAAUCCAUAAAUCCAUCCUGCAAUUGUAUCUGAAAUGGAAUUGUUUUGGAAUGAUGGCGGGAAGAUUGAGCGGCACUCUGAAUACUGAAUCUGUGGAGAUCGCCUGCUUUCUAUCUGAUCUGGUAUUGUACUUUACACACCAAAUGCCACAGAUUUAUGCAAUUUAGCUACCAGAAUGUCAUUGUCUGGUAACACCCAAGUGACUCAGGACUCAAAAUGUCAUCUGCCUCCGGAAAAACUAAAGGGGAAAGGACAAUUUUUUAAAGGACCACUGAUACAACAUCGGGCUGAAAAGAUAAUUAUCACUCGAAGUGACAGUGUACCAGAUGAAAACGUGCUGCAAAUUACCAUCACUGAGACAACAGUUAUUGAGUCAGAUCUUGGAGUCUUCAAUACUCGAGCUCUUAUCUACCUCAGCUUAUGGUUUUUCUUCAGCUUUUGUACGCUUUUCCUUAAUAAAUACAUCCUUACUUUACUAGAAGGAGAGCCAAGUAUGCUGGGUGCCAUCCAAAUGUUGUCAACCACUUUCAUUGGCUGCAUCAAAAUGUUUGUUCCCUGCUGCCUGUACAAGCAUAAAACACGUCUUUCUUACCCUCAAAACUUCAUCAUGAUUAUGCUUUUCGUGGGGGUCAUGAGGUUUGUCACUGUAGUCCUAGGUCUUGUGAGCUUAAAGAAUGUUGCCGUUUCUUUUGCCGAAACUGUUAAAAGCUCAGCUCCGAUAUUUACGGUCAUAAUGUCCAGACUUAUAUUGGGGGAGUACACUGGAAUGAUGGUGAACAUGUCUCUCUUACCUGUCAUGGCUGGAUUAGCUCUCUGCACAGCAACUGAAAUCAGUUUCAACAUACUGGGCUUCUCUGCUGCGCUAUCUACAAAUAUCAUGGACUGGAAGCAGCAGGCAUUGGCUCCGGUUCUUUCCUCUCCGGAUUGUUGUCGAGUCUUCUCGAAGUACACUGUUGGCCGACCACCUGAACUACAGUUUUAUACAAGUGCUGCAGCUGUGAUCAUGCUUAUCCCUGCAUGGAUAUUUCUUUUGGUAGGUAAUGAGAAUGACCUUGCUUACCAUUAUUUACAAACAUGCGUAAAGGCCAUACCUGUUGAUAUGGAGCAGCAGUGCAUGCUGGAAGCUAGUUGGUGGCUGCACAGAUAUGCAGGAGUGCAUUCACUGCUUUUUUUUUUUUUUUUUUUUUUUAAAUAUAUUUAUGAAAUGCCAUUAAUUGGGAAAACUGGGAGACAAUUUAGCUACAAUUGGGAUAUCAUUGUGCUGCUCCUUAUGGAUGGUGUGUUGUUCCACCUACAAAGCGUCACAGCAUAUGCAUUGAUGGGGAAGAUAUCUCCAGUAACAUUCAGUGUUGCCAGCACAGUGAAGCAUGCACUUUCCAUAUGGCUAAGUAUUAUUAUUUUCGGUAAUAAAAUUACCAGCAUUUCUGCUAUUGGGACCAUUCUAGUUAUUAUUGGCGUUAUGCUUUAUAAUAAGGCUAGACGGCACCAGCGAGAAACUUUCCGUAUGCUAGAUACCCAUACAAACACUGAGGAAUCGCAAUCUUUUAACGGACAAGACCAGAAAUCUCAUGAAAAAUAGUUCUUUGUAUCUUAACCGGAAACUGUCAUUCUUGGGGAAUCAUGUUGCACUGCUUCACAUCAUGAGGAGCAUUAAUAACGAAGGUGCCUACCUAUGAGAAAACCACUUGCCUACAUGCCAGUUUGUUUUUUAUCGCCACAAAUAUGGUUACAUGGGUUUGAUACUUGUUUUCUUUGCACUCUGAUAUGGAUGCUAAAAAUCCUGUUGGAUCAGAAGCACAAAGUAUGUGUCUCUGAGCAGUUCUCUUUUUUUAAGUCUUGCUGGAUAACGCAAGUAUCUAUCUUACAAAAUUACCAGUAAGGAUGUGUUAACCUAUUAUUAAUUCCUCUUCUCUGUCUCCCGGGAAAAGAAAGUCAGAAGAAUAUAGAUGUGAUUAUUAGAAUUUACAUGUGUGCAGGGGUAUACUACUACUACUAUUUAAUAAGUGAAAAGUAACCAUUAAACUUGAUAAUGUUUAUUAAUCAAAGUAAAUUGUGAAUAAUAUGCAA
Molecule: messenger RNA, 2178 nt
Organism: Bombina bombina (fire-bellied toad)
Lineage: Eukaryota; Metazoa; Chordata; Amphibia; Anura; Bombinatoridae
Gene: SLC35E2B
Product: solute carrier family 35 member E2B
Exons: 10
Coding region: 287-1690 (467 amino acids)
Cellular component (GO): Golgi apparatus
Molecular function (GO): antiporter activity
Source: RefSeq, a predicted model, not a curated record